AGCCCAACGAAAACUCCUCACGCUCUGGCCCCGCGGGGAAUCGGGCCUGGCUCCGCCUACAGCUGACAACGAGACGAGACCGACGCGGUGCCGCCCCGCACCGCUCCGCGUCUGCGCACGCCCCGGAUCCGAGGUUUAACACCGGGGCAGCUGCGUCGCAGCUGGAGUGUUUGGUUUUGUUGCUGCCCGUGCCCGGUCCAGCUCCUGGACCCCGCGCCGCAGACAUGGGAAAAUCACUUUCUCACCUGCCUAUGCAUACAUGCAAGGAAGAUGGCUGUGAUGGAAGCACUGUGUCUGAUAAUAUGAGGAAUGGGUUAGUUCACUCGGAAUUGCACAAUGAAGACAGCAGAUGUGGAGAUGUAUCACAGUUUCCCUAUGUGGAGUUCACAGGAAGAGACAGUGUCACCUGCCCGACUUGCCAGGGAACAGGAAGAAUUCCGCGAGGGCAGGAAAAUCAACUGGUAGCAUUAAUUCCAUACAGUGACCAGAGACUGAGGCCAAGAAGAACGAAACUCUAUGUGACUGCUUCUGUCACUGUAUGUUUACUACUUUCUGGGCUGGCUGUAUUCUUCUUGUUUCCUCGCUCCAUUGAUGUUGAAUACAUUGGUGUGAAGUCAGUGUAUGUCACUUAUGAACCGGAUAGACGUAUAAUAUAUCUAAAUAUCACAAACACACUAAAUAUAACUAACAACAACUAUUAUUCUGUUGAAGUGGCAAAUAUCACAGCCCAAGUUCAGUUUUCCAAAACAGUUAUUGGCAAAGCACGGCUAAACAACAUCACCAACAUUAGUCCUUUGGAUAUGAAACAGAUUGACUAUAUGGUGCCCACUGUCAUUCAAGAUGAAAUGAGCUACAUGUUUGACUUCUGUACUUUAGCAUCUAUCAAAGUGCAUAACAUAGUAGUGAUGAUGCAAGUGACAGUGACAACCUCUUAUUUUGGCCACUCUGAACAAAUAUCCCAGGAGAGAUACCAGUAUGUGGACUGUGGAGGAAACACAACCUACCAGCUGGGCCAGUCAGAAUAUUUAAAUGUACUUCAGCCUCCACAAUAAAAGCAGCUCAUGGUCAAUGAGGAAUGACUGCUGUUGAUAUUUGUGGAGACCAUUUGAUGAAUAAGAGUGGUACUACCUGAAGGGGAGAAGUGUGCAUGUAAAGCAUGGCAAACAUGGUGAACUGUUCACUGUAGAUGCAAGGAGGGAAAAAGUGCAAAAUGUAUAUAGAUGCACUUGUUAAAUGUUGUGUUUUUCCUCUUCUAUUUGCUUUCUAUCCCUGUAAGCACUUCUGUCAUGUGGUGGGAGGGAGAGGGAGGUUCUUGAACUGAAUUGGGACCUUUCUUUACAGUGUGGUACGUCAGCUUAGAGUAACUGUGUAUGUUUGUCUAGGUGAAAUCUAUCACUAGUGAGCAUUUUCAGAUUUGCCUAAGUUUAUACUUCAGUUCUUGAUAUUUUACUAUUGAAACUGACAGUAUUGCUAUUUAAGUAACAAGAUUACUUUGAGGUAUCUGGGUGUGAGACUUCUAUUAGUAACCCAGUGGCAAUAGUUCUUAAUUUUGGGAUUCUACUUUUUGUUUGGUAUACAUGAUGAGAGGUGACCUACAGUCUGAAAGCCAGGAAAGCUCUCUUUAAUGAUACUGUACUUGAAUGUGCAACUUCUAGAUUCUGGCAUGCUUUCAUGUUCCCUCCUGCUACCUCUAUAAUGUUGUAAAGAGAAUGUGUGCUGUUGGAUUCAAAAACCAAACAAAAAACAACCCACAGAAUCAUUACUGACAAAUGAAAAAUUCAAGAUUCUAGAAAACAAACGGGCAAAGACUUAGUGUUUUUCUGCUUUUGUUUUUUAGCAAACUUAGGUACAACUGUUAAAAUCAAGAUUAUGCAGUUGGAACUAGAUGGGAAACAGCAUGGGUUUGGGCAGCUUGAUGUAAAUUUUCAUGAUUUUAAUUGUUUUAAUAUACUGUGAUCUAAGUUACUUGUAAGUGUUAACAUGUUGGGAUGUGUAUAUUUAUUGUGCUGGCUUGGUAAGCAAUGCAUUAGUUACCUGAAAUUCCAGAGCACUCACAAUUAGUAAAAAAGUUACGUAAUGCAGAAUAAAGCAAUUCUUUCUAUAAGACUAAAUGCCAAUGUAAUCAUGAGACUGACUUACAACAAAGCUAUUAAGUAGUUUCAGUAAGAUAGUUUGCACGAAGAGGAUGGUGAUUGUACAGUUUGGUUCCAAAGUUGCUUGAUUUCUGAAUACUGACUGUUCUAAGGGUUAGGUACAAAACUUUUUAGUUUACUGGAUCAGGAUAGUUUUGUUUCUGAAUUAGAUAAGAUGCAACUGUAAGAAGGUCCUGUUGAGACUGUUGCAUUGUAAUGAGUAAUUUUUUUUUUUUUUAAAUAAAUGUUGCAGUUUUUAUGCUGCCCAUCUCCUGGAAAUAAGUUACAUAAAAUGCACUAGCAAUAAACACUAUGGAAAAAGGCUGACGAGGAACUUCUUACAAUUAAUAAUCUCUCAUGCUUCAGUGCUUUAUUGGAGAUAUGUGUCUAUUUUACGCUUUUCUUACCGACUUUUCUUAGGUGGAUCUAAUUGAUUGAGUGGGAGAAAGAAUACUGAUGAUGUAAGACUAAUUUAAAGAAAUUAUGUAACCACACAAGAAAGCCCUUCUCUGUUUGAAUUUCUGUGAGCACUUACUCUGAAUGUCUAUAAAAAUUCUGGAACCUAAACAGUUUCUUGUAAUUGAUGAGAUUAUGUCAGCAUUGAAGAACUUCUGGAACUUGACUAGUCAAUUCUGGUGACUUACUGUAGUUAUGUUCUGAAAAUUAUUCUUGAAUCUGGGUACUAAAAAAUUCUUUGUUACAGCUUAUUAUUAUAAGGGAAGCUAGUUCAUAAUUGACUCUAUGAGGUUCAGUCCUGUGGCUGAUAAGUGCAUGCAGAAACUUGUCUGGUAGUCUGAAAAGACACAAAUGAUAAAGGAUCAGAGUAGUAUGGAGCGGGCUGGAAGUAGAGGAGUUAACUCUUCUAUGUUACGUGUUGCUGAAUGAUUUGCUUAUAUUGGAGUAAGGAGAGAAAUCUGGUUUAAAUCUUGUAGAUCUAAGGGAUUUUUUUUUUUUCUGAGCCUAAGUAUGUAUACCUAGUGUUGAUUUUGCUUAGAGUUGUUUGGGGUUUUUUUUCUGAAGUAGAAAAAGGAGAAAACAGCUCUAUGAAGAUAUUUUUAUCUGUUUUAAACAAACUUGCCUUCAAAGAAUAAAAGAUGGUCUCCAAUAACUGGAAAGGCACAAGUUAAAAUUAUUUGGUGACUGUAGCAAAUGCUACUUGAACAAGCAUGGUGGGGGAAAGUUAUACUGCUGUAUGGUUUUGAGACUCUAACUGACCUUUUAAAGUCUGGCAGACAUGCUCAACAAAAUACAUACUUAAAUUUGUGAAUCUUACAUCACAUAAAAUGCUUGGUAUGUGAGCGAAUUGUUCUUUCCAUAUAUGUGUCAGAAGAGGCAAGAUAAAACUUUUAAUGUCUGUCAUCUGGGAUAUCUAAUGGAUGUAAGUUUUUAACGCUGUUAAUUUGUAGUAGCCUUACUGAGUAACUAAGAGUUCCCAUUUAAAAAAAUAAGUAAAGGAGGGGGAAAAGAUCCUAUUGAUAAAUCCUCAAAUUAAGCCACUUUCCAGGAGAAUCAAGGACAUAUGGUUCAGCAUGUGCUGGCACGUCCUUGCAAAACUGUCAGCAUAUUACUAACCAAAGUCAGGAGUAUGAUUAGAAAUCCUCUGCCCUAGUAAGGCCAUACUCUACCUUGUUAAGGGUACAUCUUGAAUACUGUGUCUGGUUCUGGGAUCACCAGUUCAAGAGUGGUAGAGAACUCCUGUAGAGAGGUUAGUGGAGCGGCACCAAUAUGAUCAGGUGACUGGAACACCUCUCUUAUGAGGAAAGGCUGAAUGACCUAGGGCUGUUUAGCCUGGAGAAGAGAAGAUUGGGAUGGGGGCAUGGGUGGGGUGAGUGGAGGGUGUUAUCAACAGUUUUAAAUACCUAAAACGUAGAUGUUGAGAGGAUAGGGCAAGUCAUUUUUCUGCAGUGCCCAGUGACAGGACAAGGGGUAAUGGACAUAAGCUGGAACACAAAAUGUUCCACUUAAGGAAAAAAUAACUCUACUGUGCAGGUGAGGGAGCCUUGGCACAGACUGCCCAGAGAGGUUAUGGAGUCUCCUUUGAAAGUUUCUAAAUAUGCCUGAACCUGUUCCUGUGGGACCUGAUUGAGGUGGACCUGCUUUAGCAGGGGUUUGGACUGGAUGAUGUCUAGAGGUCCCUUCCAACCCUUACCAUUCUGUGAUUCAAACAAGGCAAGUAUCUUGUCAUGUAAGCAGAUAAGCAUCUGUUUGAAUAUGUAGCUUAGUCUUGAUUUCUGAGGCUGACCUUUGAAACAUACUAAGGGAGCAAGGGAAGUCAAUAUUAGCUUGUAUAACUUUGUAAACAAGCUAUGGAAAUAGACUCAAAUGACAGACCUGUACUUACUGCAUUUUUUUUAUCUUGAAUUUAAAACACAGGCAAACCUUUCAGUUCACUGUAAAUCAGUAAGUAUAAGUUGUCUCCAGAAGGCCAGUUUGAAGAAUCAUGGGUUUGGGUUUUUUUCAGGUUGAUUUUCCUGUAAAAUACUUAGUGAAGGACUUCUUUUGAAGUGAUACAUAUUGUAACAUCUCCAUCAUCUUUGAAUACAUACGUACAGGUGUUAGUGUUGUGAUUCAAGGGAUUUAUUUCCAGUAUAAUUAUGUUCACUUUAACUCUUCAUAGGAAUUUCUAUACCAAAAUCUGUUGCAUUUGGAAGCUCUGUUAAUUGUCUCUUGAAACAGUGGUCUAGGUGUUGCACUAUAAUGGCACAAUUAAAAAAAAAACCUUCAAUAUAUUCUGUGUAGGAUAACUCUAAAGACUCAAAAUGAUAACAAAGUAAAUAAGGAACACCUAAAUCUGUAAAAAUGUUGGCUGUUUGGCCAUUCUGACCUGGAGAACAAUUACUUUACAUUCUUAAUAUAAUACUUUGAGUUUGUUUGGUUAUUCAUUUAUUCUUAAAGAGCUAACCAUCAAAUAUCCAUUUGGAGAGAUUUGAAGGGAAGCACUCUUACUAAAAGAUGUAUUAGCUGGAACUUACCCAUGAGUUCCUGGUGUGUGGAAAAGUCUCUAGAAGUUCAUUCAUAACUUAUUUACUCAUCUUAGUAUUUCAGGGAUAGUUGCUUAAUUCUUGGUCCUUAGUGAAGACCAAGCUUAUCUUUUUCCUGUGUGGUGUAGCUUUGAAGUUCUUAAUGUACUUCUGAUAUGUGCAUGACCUUUAUUAACCAUGUGGUGUUUAUAUUUUGCAGCCAUAUGUUGACAGACUUAAGUACAUGCCUUGAUUGACUUUGCAACAAAUUAUCCUUGCAGUUCAGCAAGUGAAUAGUCUUCUUUUUCUUAGUAGUACAUUGCAAACAUGACUGAGGUUUAUACUGGGGGCGGGGGGGAAUCAAGGUAACCGUUUAUGCCUUGAAUCUUUAAGUGCUUGGAUUGAAUUGUUAAGGUGUUUAACCAUCUACCCUCUUGAUGGAAAAGAUGGUGCUUAGAGAAUUGUGUUAUUUCUUACUCAACAUUUAACGCCACUUUUUUUUUUGAUGUUUUUCUUUGUAGUGGUGAUGGGAGGAUUUAGUUGUGGCUUUGCUUUUCUUCCCUACCCCCCAAAUCUGUGGUAGGACAUGUCAUCUGUUCCAAGACAUCUUCUGAAAUGGGUAACUUGAGAGUUGGACACCUUAUGGGAAGCUUAACAUCAGUUUAACUGAAUUUUGAGAGUUAAGAGAUAGGUCUAGCAGUAAUAUGUCUAAGUUUUCCUUGUGUAACAAAAUACCCUAGCAAUGCUUCUGGGCUCACUGUUAGCUCCAAGAGGGAAGGAGGGAUAACUAAUAAGUGUAGCCAAUGUACUUUGACGAUGGACUAGUGCAACCAGCAAAACACUUGUUAUUUUUGACAAUGAUUAUGCUGGAAAAAUCUAGAUUGGUGGUGUGGGUUUUUUGCUUUGGAAGGGAAAGAAAGAAAACAUAAGCCAAAACCCAAACAAAACAUGUUGUAUAAUUUGGGUGUGGCAAGAACAUCCAGUGUUUUCUACUUGAGAAGUCACCUUCCUGUUUUAGCUGGGGACGGGUUUGGGGUAGUUUGUUCUGCUACAGUAGAUAUAUUUAUGAUAUGAACCUGCUUUUCUGCCUGUAGGCAGGCCUGCUGGGCAAGACCAGUUGUAUGCAAGGAGUAUGUAUGAUUUAAAGUUCAUGUUGGGUCCUACAACAUAGUGCAAGAUUGUUCAGUGGCAGUAACAUACUGUUCUCAUAGUGUCUUCCAUCAACCAUCAUAAGAUUCUUGCAGCCUGGAUGCCUUUGUCUUUUGGAUACCGAAACUACUUUUUGUUUUGUGUGGACAGGGAGGUUAAGUGCCAGACAUGCAAGUUUUGGGUCUGAUUGUCAGUUAUUUAGUUCUUUGUGUAUUCUUAAAGAAAAAUUUAACCACUGUUAACUUCUACUGUACAGAGUGUGCAUAUAAUAGCUUGAGAUAUGUAUAGAAAUACUAAUGAGUGAUAACUAUUUUUGUAACUUAAGAGUUGUAAACUGUUGUUCUUGUAACUGUAGGAAACAAUCUUACUUACUGAAGCAUGAAACACUUUAGAAGGCCAGGUAUUUGGGAAUGACUUGUAGGACACAGAAGCUAUCUCAAUGUAAGUUAAGUAGGGCAAGGCAUCUUGUUAGAGAUUCAGAAUCUGGAGUUAACUUCAUUAUGAAUACAUUUCUAGACAAUAUUGUUUAAGUGGUAUUAAAUUUUCUAUUAAAAAAAACCAAACAA
This is a messenger RNA of Colius striatus (speckled mousebird), 6807 nucleotides long. RefSeq names its product transmembrane protein 106B (gene TMEM106B). Lineage: Eukaryota; Metazoa; Chordata; Aves; Coliiformes; Coliidae. Gene Ontology annotation, biological process: lysosomal transport; dendrite morphogenesis; lysosome localization. The record is from RefSeq and is a predicted model, not a curated record. Bases 225 to 1052 code for a protein of 275 amino acids. Gene Ontology annotation, cellular component: lysosomal membrane. The transcript has 8 exons.